AUGAGAGGAAAGAAGCACAAAACAUCUCCGGACGAUCCCAGUGAAGCAAGGAGGGUGCUGAGACUGCUGGAUAUUGUGCAUUACGGACCGGGGGCUCGGUGUCGGGCACAGCCGGCGGUGCCGAGGGAGCAGCGCCGGGGCCCUCGGGGCCGGGCCCGCCCAUCCCGGCGGAAGCAGCGGUUGCCGGGGAGCGGCGGGGCCGGGCCGGGCCCUCGGCUGCCGGCGGGCCCAGCCCAGCCCGGCCUCGCGGGGAGCGCUUCUCCGCGGCCUCCCUCGGUGAGUCCUCUCGGGGCGGCCGCGCAGGGCCCUGCCCUGCCCGGGGCCGCCCGCCUGGGCUCGGGAGCGGCGCAGGCCGGGGACGGCGGGAGCCGGGCCGGGAAGCGCCGGGCCCGGGGCAGGGGGAGGCCGCGGGUCCCCAGCACCGCGGGACUGCGCUGCUGGCAGCGCCCCCGAGCCCCGGAGAAGGGAGCCAGGAGCGUUCCCCCGUGCUGUCCGGCUCCGGCGGUGCCCGCUGUCGCUCAGCGGUGCCCGCUCUCAGCACGUGUUGAUCUCAGGGCUGGUGUUGCUCUCCCGUGCCAGCCCGGCCGAAGGAGCUGGGGCUGCCACACAAGCUCCGGCCUCAGCACGGGGCUCGUCCGUGCAUCCCGGAGGAAUCGCACGCGUUGA
Molecule: messenger RNA, 666 nt
Organism: Zonotrichia leucophrys gambelii
Lineage: Eukaryota; Metazoa; Chordata; Aves; Passeriformes; Passerellidae
Gene: PANO1
Product: proapoptotic nucleolar protein 1
Exons: 2
Coding region: 1-666 (221 amino acids)
Source: RefSeq, a predicted model, not a curated record